Molecule: messenger RNA, 504 nt
Organism: Trichoplusia ni (cabbage looper)
Lineage: Eukaryota; Metazoa; Arthropoda; Insecta; Lepidoptera; Noctuidae
Gene: ATPsynE
Product: ATP synthase subunit e, mitochondrial
Exons: 3
Coding region: 106-357 (83 amino acids)
Biological process (GO): proton motive force-driven ATP synthesis
Molecular function (GO): proton transmembrane transporter activity
Source: RefSeq, a predicted model, not a curated record
AGUUUGACAACCCCACCCAGUUCUAACCUCUACUUCAAAAGGAAUCUUAGGAUUUUUCAAUAAAUCCUACUUGGAUUUUCGGGUCCUAAAUACACAUUAAUCAAAAUGUCUGACCUUCCUUUUGGACCCCCACAACGCGUGUCGCCACUCAUCAGGUUCGGCCGCUGGUCCUUCCUCGGCGCCGGCAUCCUAUACGGAGCCUUCCACCAGAACAGGCUCUCCAAGAAGGAGACAAAGCUGCGUGAGAUUGAGGCCAAGGAGAAGGUCAUCAGGGACGAGAAGCUGAAGAAGGAGAAGGCGAUUGCUGCUGCAGCUGAAAUCAAGGCUCUGGAGGAGAUGGUUGCCCCCAAAAAGUGAACACCUGAGGACUAAUACUAGUUUUAAGUAAAUAGUGAUCAACGCCAUCUUGAAAAGGGUUGCCGGUUUAAAGAAUUUGUGAUUUUUUAAACUGGCAAUGUUAUUCCAUCAGUAAAUUAUGAUACGCAAUAUAGGUGAUUAUUAUUA